This is a messenger RNA of Drosophila suzukii, 1567 nucleotides long. RefSeq lists its product as uncharacterized. The record is from RefSeq and is a predicted model, not a curated record. Lineage: Eukaryota; Metazoa; Arthropoda; Insecta; Diptera; Drosophilidae.
UUUAAAAACAUUAUAAAAACAUUUGACUUAAAGUCAAAGGAUUUAUAUUUAAGUAGGCCUGGAAUGAUACUUUAAAACACUUUCUAUCGAGUAGGUUCCAUCAUACGCACAAAUAUACAGCUUUCUGUCUAGUACAAGUAUUACAAAAGCAGGCAAUUAUCACAUAAAAGAGAGAAACCUUUAAAGAACAGAAUAAUAUAGCGGAAAAGAGAAAGGACCAUGCACAAAUUGAGUCAGGGUCCUAAUUUAGAGAAAAACCAGGAGGAAAAUGGAGAUUUUAGUGGCAAGUUGGCGGCUGCAAGUACAGUGAAGCUAAAUGUCAAUGCUCAAGAAUUUGUGCCGCGUUUCAAGAGGGUAGAGUCGACUGAGGACGAAGCCGUAGUUGACUUAAACGAGAAUGAGGAGAUCAGAACUAACCUCUCGUUGCCAUGGAAAGGAUUUCCCAAGAAAUAUGAAAGAUCUUCCCGCAGUGCUCAGGUAGUUUUAUUAAGUGAUGUGGACUACAUGAUUCUACCUUGCGUCAAAAGAACGAAAAAGCCCAGGGAACAAAAAUUAAUUGGAGACGUGGCUAAGAACAAUGCACCCAAUGGAAAUGUUUCGACUACUUCCAAUGUCAUUUCAAAUACUGAUGAGGAAAAACGACGUGAAGUAGCUUUGGAGGCCCUAAAAUUGUCGGAACAACGACGCCUGCGGGGUUCUUUAAUCGCACCGAUCGAGGAAAAUGAAAAUUCCCAUAAAGCUCAGCCAGUAGUCCAUCUUUCACGAUCUCCCAUAAGAUUUACGCCUGAAGAAAGAAACAAAGUGGAUCGUUUGAGGGUUGCAAAGAGAGAGCGUAUCGAGCGGAUUCUUCGUGAAAUGACAAAUGAAAAGCAGGAGCAGCUGAAAAAACAGAAAUUGCAGCAGCAGAAAAAGAUUCGAUAUGAUGACAAUGUACAGAAAACACCUAGCACCAAAGACCAGGAAUCAGAAAAGAAAUUCGAGGUGGCUACGGUCACCAAAAAAAGAUAUAUACCCACCACCAAGGAAUGGGAUGAACAAUGUCGAGCCAAAUAUAUGGCCAAGAAGGUUGCGGAAAAGCAAGUUCAAGACGGCUCUUCCAAGGAUGGACCAGCAAAGCCGCCUUUGGUCAACCCGAAUCUGGUCAACAUUACGCCAUCGGGAGUCAUCAGACUGGGCGAUCUCAGGGCUACGUCCUCGCCUCGAUAUUGUCCACCUUCUGAGCUUCUGGAAGCGGAGAAACGCAGGGGUAAUCUUACUCAUUUCCGACCUCUUGCCAACUGGACAACUCGUCGAAGUCCCCUAAUUCCGUUGAAGAUUUUAGUCAACCAGAAGGGAAAAGUCGUUGAGCGCUAUAGUAUCGAGCAACUUCUGGAUCUUGAACCACAACCCGGCGAUCUUGAAAAACCCUCCUUAGAUGAAAACGUGUAUAAUUUGGGACUUCUAUGCGAGUAAUACGAAUGCCGGUCAUAAGUGUCUUCAAAUAACUCUUUGUCUUGUUUCCAAUUUAUUCUGAACAUUCCAAUUCUCAAAAAUGUAUUGCCACUGAUAAGCUUCCUUUCCGAUUCGA